Messenger RNA from Penaeus vannamei (Pacific white shrimp), 40511 nucleotides. The record is from RefSeq and is a predicted model, not a curated record. Lineage: Eukaryota; Metazoa; Arthropoda; Malacostraca; Decapoda; Penaeidae.
UACUGUGAUAUGGAUACUUACAUGUGAUAUUAAUUGUACUGUGACAGUUUAUAUAUAGAAAGACUGUGUAUACAAGCCUCCUUCCCAUAUACACGAGGGAAGUAGUCGGAAAAGCAAAGCAACAGCAAGUUUAUUUUUCUUUAUCAUCUUUGCCGUAGAUUUGGAUCGUGUGUCUCAAGCCUCGAGUGAAGCCAAACAGCUCAUCAGCAAGACCAAGAGUCACUACAUAACGGAGAACAGGUCCCUCCCACCGGAGAUAGCAAGCCAGCUGUCAAAUCUUGAGUUAGAAGCGGAGAGCACGGAGGCGAAGAUGGAUGACCAGCACGUGGAGGCGAAGCGGGCGCGCACCAUCCGCUUCGAGUACAACCGCGACGUCGAGUCCGUGCAGGCCUGGAUCCAGUCGGCGGAAGCCAAGGUGCAGGACAAGACCGUCGAGCCUCACAAGCUCAAGGAAUUCCUGCAGGAGAUCCACUGCGAAAUCGGCAGCGUGACGGACCAGCUGGAGAGGCUGACCCGCCACGGACACAUGAUCUGUCAGCGCACCAGCAACCAUAACGAGCGCGAGCUGGUGGCUACCACCAUCACGUCCCUCACGGAGCAGCUGCAGCAGGUGCGCAACUGGCUGGAGGACAAGAAGGCGCAGGUGGGCGACUCCCUCGAGUCGUGGCAGCAGUUCAUCCAGCUUUACAACUCGCUGCGAAGCUGGGUGGAGAGGCAGAGGAACUUCCUGUCGGAGCCGCUGAAGUUCGCCACGCUGGCCGAGGGCCGCGCCAAACUGCAGGAGUAUGCGGCUGCCGUGAAGGACUGCAAGUGGGCCAGCAAACAGGUGUCUGAAAUGACAUCAGAGCUGGCCAAAAUCAGCCAGAUUUCGAACGUCGGGCCCCUGACGGACAAGCAAGCCGAGAUGGAGCAAGAGAAAGCGGACGUGGAGAGCAGCCUGAAGGAGCUGAUGGCUCUCCUGCAGGAGAUGACCGAGGAAUGGGAGCAGUGCGAGCGGAAGUCGAAGGACGUGGCGGGCUGGAUUGAGAAGACCCGCCAGGCGCUGGACAACCCGCAGAACAAGAAGCGCUCUCUGCGCGACCAGCUGGCCUCCCGCGAGAAGGCGCUGGCCGACGUCACCAUCCAGAAGACGAAGCUGGUCAUGGCCAUGGAGAAGCUGCAGGUGCACUUCCGAGACCGCAUGUGCGCCGAGGCCCAGGUGGCCCACGAGAACGAGCUCCUGCAGGCGCGGCUGGAGGAGUUGCAGGCCACCGUCAAGGAGGACUGCAAGACGCUGGAGGCCUGCGUCCACCAGAUGGAUGCCUACCAGCAGGAGAUUCAGCGGCUCCGACAGCAGAUGGUGCGCGUGGAGCAGGAGCUGAGGGUGGUGUCGAGCCCAACGUACAGCCCCCGUGACAGAGACAAGGCCGUGGCGGAGCAGAACGUGCUCCAUGGCCAGUAUGAAUCUCAGCAACGACAAAUUGUCGAGCUCACCCAACGAAUCUACCAGAUUGACCCCAGUGCGGUGAUUCCGACCGAGCUAACGCUAGACACGACCGAAACGAGCACUACUCUUACCUCUUCGCUUGACACGCCCCCCGACGAGGAGGCGGCCCAGGCUUCCCUUCUGCAAUCUGCCAGGCCUGUAUGUGCGGCCGACUCCUCCGCGCAGGACGUCCAGGUUGUGAUCACGCAGGACAUCAUUACAGGCGACAUGGACGCCAUGGAUUCCGAAGUGAAAACGCUGACGGCGCAGAGCACGAGGAGCGGCCAGGUGCAGGUGGACGGCCGCACCAUGAUCGUCACUCCCGACGCGGGGCUGCAGAUAACGUGGGCCGACGUGGCGGCGGGACGCAAGAGUCCUUGCAUAUACGGCCAGACCUUCGAGGAUGGGAGCGUAGCGCCUCCUUCAGUGUCCCCAAGUCAGUAUGCUGGAGAACCCAGCGCGACGCCAGAACUUAGCACGUCGUCGUCCUUGCCUGUGACACCAACUUUAAAAGAGGAAUCAGUGAGAGAGGAAAGUGUUGUUGUAAGUGUUAGUGUUGAUGAAAUGCAUGAAAGUGUCUCUGCAGAGGCUGACACGACAGCCACUGCUAGUCAUGCUGUAGGGCCUACCUACAAAGAUGAAAAACAAGUGAUUCGUGACCGUAGGAAUCGUCAGCAAGACCGCCAACAACAGUUCGCCAAGACACAGAAGUCUCAGAGUUUCGAGCAAGAUGCAAAGGCGACCCGACGUGUUCAGCAGCGGGAUCGUCGGCACCGGAAGAAACAGCCGGGAGAGCAAUCGGGAGAUCGUCCUUCUGAGGUUCAGGAGGAAGUCUACUAUGAUGCCUCUAGCCGUAGGAGUAGCCGAAGGAGCAGUCCAAGAAGUGCCCCAUACCCCAAGCCCAAAUUUAGUCCAAGAGAAAGUCCGAAAGAUACUCCCAUGGUUACUCCGAAGUCCAGCCCUACCCCCAGUCCAAAAGCAAGCCCUCAAGUGAGGCGACGCGCUAAUCAGAAGAUGGGAAGUAGGACUGAGAUGAUAGAACAGCCCAGGAAGAUUGUCCAGGAAGAGAAGGCUUACAGGUCUGUCCCGACAACACGCUGGGAUGGAAAGAUCACAUAUGCUGAUAUUCUCAAGGGCAAAUUAGAAGCACAUGGACGACAGGAUGUUGACGAUAAUACUAUCGAUUAUGGGACUGUAGCUCAAAAUGUACAAGCUCAAAAUGAGGUCCAUGCAGUCAGUAUGGCCGAAAUAACUAGUCAAGUCACUUCCCAUACUGUAACUACCACAAUGGUCUCUUCGGCUGUUGUAUGUGAUAUGUCGGAGUCUAUGACCCACCUUGAUCAAGAGGAAGAAUGUGCUGUACCAGAUGAGAUGCUGCCCAUCAGCGACACUGUAGAUUCCCGCACUAUCAGCCAGCACCAACCUGAAGAAGUAGUCAUGCCAUCAUAUUCAACUUACUCUGAACAGGACGCCUACCUUAUUGACAACAUAGCAGCCCCUCCAUCUCAUGGAGAUCCUUCAUACCAGGAGGCUGCCACUGUGCCCAUGUUCCAGCAUGGAUACCCGGUGGAUGUACAGAACAUACAGCCUCCCAUGAAUCCCAUACCGACAAUGGAAAAUUCUGUACAGGGUAUUGUCAUGAAUAGUAAUAUCGACCCCAUCAACUUUUACCAGGGAAUGGGCCAGUAUCCUGUUACAACAAACUAUGCACCUGAGGGAUAUAAUGUGCAAUCGUAUGGUCAGAUAAAUGACUAUCAACCAACAAGUGAGACUAGCAAUGACUACUCCAGUGUAACUCUAGAGCAACCUCCUCCCGAGGACACCACCACUGUGAACGUAAUGACAACUCAACCAGCUGUGACCCCACCUAUGAUGACCCCACCUGAAACCCCUGAUCAGUACCAGGAGGAGGAGGAAGUAAUAGAACAAGAAGAGCCAGUGCAAGUCCCUUCCAUGGUGUUUGAGCCAACUCAAGCUCAAAUGGAAGAAAGCAUGGCCUCCAAGCAGAUACCUCCUGAACUCAAACAACAGGCAUACAUCACCACAGAGCAGCUUCAGUCAGUGAUGGCAGACCCAGCAUCGGCGAGGCUGUCAUAUGCUCAGAUCCUUGCAAGAGGUCUAAAGGCGGCCCCUUCAGCUGUUGUCACACAUACAUAUGGAGCACUGAAAUCAGUCAUGUCAUAUGUGAAGGGACCAACUCCUGAGAAAGUUACACAAACUGAACAUAAGAUCGAAUAUGGAGAAGCUCCUGGCAAGCAAAUUAUUGACUACCAAACUUCAGUCACACAAUCAUACACAUAUGAUAACGAUAGAUCACGAGGUAAGAAGAGGACAUAUGAACCUAAAAUCGAAGUCCCUCCAGUCAAGAUUACAGAAACAAAGGAACCUAAGAAAGAGGAGGUUCAGCGCCCUGAGAACUACAUCCCUGGCCUGCUCUUCAAGGAGGACGGGAGAUCUCGUUCCAAGAGUGCCCGAAGAAGGAAGGCAGAAAUGGUCUAUGAGGUGGAAGAGGUCCCCGAAAUCAAGAGGGAGAGGAGCACAGAGAAGCACAGACGCUCCAGUGAAAGAAGAGAAGUGAAGAGUAAACGAGAAGUAUUCUUUGAAGAAACACAGCCUGAAGAAACCCACAUGGAAGUCACAUUGCCUGUGGCACAAGAUGUUUUGUCCACGACAACCUCACGAUCUUCUAAGAGCAAAGAUGAGUUUGUGGUUACAGAAAUACAUUAUGAAACAACUCCUGAGACGCCGUUUGUGAUUGAUCACUGGGAAAACCAAGAAAAGAAGGAAGAAAAGAUUGAAAAAAUAAAGCAGAAGACGGUUACUGCCGAUGAAGAGGAUAUGAAACAUGAAGAAAAUGACACCAGAUCUCUUAGUAAUGACACAAAAUCACAUGACAGUGAAGAAAAGCGUAAGAAGAAGAAGAAACGCAACAGAUCUAACCCAAAAGAAGAAGAGGAAGAUGAAUUAGAAAAAGCACUCAGAGAAAUUGCAGAAAUGGAAAGAAGUGGCAAGAUCCAGCCUCCUCCUGCUCCAAAGGAAGUUUCUGUUGAAGAUGACAAGCCGAAACGCCGAGGUUCAAGAAAGACAAGGAAGACUGAACAAACCUCAUCAGUGAAACAAGAACAAACUUCUAGCGACACAUCACUAAACGAACAGAAAUCAGAAGCGACAGUUAAGCCUGAGAAAGUCAAGAGAGCCCACAAAUCUAAGACUGCAGAGGAUAAGAAACCAGCUCCAGAAACCAAGACUAGCGAGCCUGAGAAGCGCAAAUCCGCCUUUAAAAAGGCCAAGAGUGUGAGCUUUAACUCAGAUGAGAAAGAAAAAGAAACCUCCAAACUGUCGCAAGAGACAAAGCUGGCAAAAUCAGAUCAUGAGGAGACAGUGGUAGAAUCUGCGCAGACUCAGAUGAAGGAGGAGCAGAAGUCACCUGUCCCUAAGAAAUCUAAAGUUUCUUCUAAACAUGCAAAGAAGCCUGUUGAAGUAUCAGUACCUGUGCAAGUGGCAGUGUCCUCUAACGACCAACCUAAUGAUGUCCCUGUUGACCCUGUAGCUGAUGCUCCUAACCUAUCCCUGUUCGCCCCCAUAACUCCUGUAGAUACUUGUUGUGUAUCUUCAGUAGAGACUCCCUUCUCCCCCUCUGAGGCCAUUCAAGUUGAGACCAGUGUCGGGUAUGAUGAAAGCAUUUCGUCAGAGAUGGUUGUGAAGGAGCAGGAAUGGAACCUCUCACGUGAUGGUGCGGCGGUUGCCCCGUCGGAGAGGUUACUUGCCUCAAUUACAUCUCCUGACCAAGUCAGCGCCUGUCUGGAACUCAAAAAUGAGGGUGGACUUCCCCUCAGCACUGUGGACACUCAUGAUACUUGUGUGGAACUGAAAAUGACAAGCGUUUCUACUUCCGAGGAAACAGCACCAGCAGAAGAAAUAACUGGACCUCAGACUCAAGAGAAACCAGCAGAAAAACCUGCCUUUGCACUUCCCAUGCCAGAUCAUGCAAAUGACUGGAUGGAAGUCAUAGAGGAUGGCGGUUUUACUCUUGAGGAUGAGGAUGAGGAUAUCGUUGAAGAUAAACAAGAACCUGUCGCCGAGGUCCUUGCACCUACACCUGAAGAAACUAAACCUGAUGUGGAGUCAAGUAUUAAACCAGCCUUUGGCCUUCCGAUUCCUGAACAUGCUGGAGAUUGGAUGGAAAUAAUUGAAGAGGGAGGUUUUACACUGGAAGAUGAAGAUGAAGAAACAGUAAAAGAUGCAGUUGAAGAGUCCCAGCUAAGGAAAGUAAAGACAGUCACAAAUGAGACAAUCAGUAUCCCUGAAAAGGAAGAGAAGAAAACAACUGAGGAAUCUGAGAAGACCACUGUUGUGAGAACUAUCAAAAGAAUCAUUAAAAAGAUUGUGAUCAUUGACGGCAAGCCUGUAGAGACUGAGGAAGUUGUGGAGGAACCUGAAAAUGCUAGUGAGGCAAUGGAUGAGGGAACAGUUGGAGAAUCAGUCAUCACCAAGACCAUAACUGAACCAAGGGAGAUAACCACCACCCGCAAAAUCACCAGGAGAAGAAUAAUUAAGAAAAUAAUUAUGGUCGAUGGUAAACCUGUCGAAACUGAGGAAGUUGUAGAAGAUCCUGAGGAAGUGAGUGAGGAUACAGAAACAUUGCCAGGGGAUUCGAAUAUUACUGAGAUAAUGACAGACCCAGAAGUGACAACAAGAAUUGUAAGAAGAAUCAUGAGAAAGCGAAUCAUUAAGAAAACUGUCAUAAUCGAUGGGAAACCUGUAGAAACUGAGGAGGUUAUCGAAGAACCGGAAGAUGUUUCAGAGGAGAUCGUAGAGGGAACACAACCAACAGAGUCUAUGAUCACUAAGACUACAACAGAACCUGACAUGACAACCACUCACAAAAUCAUCAGGAGAAGAAUCAUCAAAAGGAUUAUCAUAGUCGAUGGUAAACCUGAGGAAGUUGAAGAAGUUGUGGAAGAACCAGAGGAUAUCACUGAUGAAACAGCAGAGAGACAACCCUACCAAUCUGUCAUCACAGAAACUAUUACAGAACCUGAGGUGACCACAACUAGAAAGAUCAUUAGGAAGAGAGUCAUCAAGAAGAUCAUAUUUAUCGAUGGUAAACCUGUCGAGACUGAAGAGGUUGUUGAGGAACCCGAAGAGAUUAGUGAAGAGGAGCUGCAAGCUUUACCUGAAGGCUAUGUUACCACCGAGACCAUCACAGAACCUGAAGAGGUGAUAACAACUCGCAAGAUCAUUAGGAGAAGAAUUAUCAAGAAGAUCAUUAUAAUUGAUGGUAAACCUGUUGAAACUGAAGAGGUUGUUGAGGAACCAGAAGAGAUCAGUGAAGAGGAGCUGCAAGCCUUACCCAAAGACUAUGCUACAACUGAGACCUUCACACAACCCGAAGAGGUGAUAACAACUCGCAAAAUCACCAGGAGAAAAAUUAUCAAGAAGAUCAUUAUAAUUGAUGGUAAACCUGUUGAAACUGAAGAGGUUGUGGAAGAACCUGAGGAAGUGUCUGGGGAUGUGUUUGAGGGAAAACCAGGAGGAUCUGUCAUCACUGAGACCAUCACAGAACCUGAUGAAGUAACAACCACAACAGUGCGCAAAAUAAUAAGGAAGAAAAUUAUCAAAAAAGUUGUCAUCAUUGAUGGUAAGCCUGUUGAAACAGAAGAAGUUAUUGAGGAGCCUGAAGAGGUUGGUGAAGUGGCUGAAGAAAAACCAGGAGAAUCAAUCAUCACUGAGACCAUAACAGAUCCAGAGGAAGUGACCACCACACAGAGAAUUAUUCGAAAAAGAAUAAUCAAGAAAACGAUUAUCGUUAAUGGGAAACCUGUCGAGACUGAAGAGGUUGUAGAAGAACCUGAAGAAGUUACCAAGGAAAUGGUACAACCUGCACUUUCAGCUGGCACGGUCUUCACGGAUACUAAGGAGGGAACCACCACCCAAAGAAGUAUUAGAAGGAAGAUCAAGAGAACUAUCAUGGUUGAUGGCAAACCUGUGGAAAGUGAAGAAGUCGUGGAAGAACCUGAUGAUGGAAAUGUCACAGAAGAAAUGCGUCCAGAUUAUUCUGUGAGCACUGAGACCAUCACAGAACCUGGAGUAACCACCACGCAUAGAGUCAUCAGAAAACGAAUUAUCAAGAAAAUUAUCAUGGUUGAUGGAAAGCCUGUGGAAGAAAUUAUAGAAGAACCAGAAAUUAAUGAAUCCCCUGAAACUUCUCAUCCUGCUGGUACAUAUGUUUCAGAAACCACAACAGAACCUGAAAUAACAACAAGAAUUAUCAGGAGAAUCAUUAGGAGGAAAAUCAUCAAGAAGAUUAUCAUAAUUGAUGGCAAACCAGUUGAAACUGAAGAAGUUGUUGAGGAACCUGAAGAUAUUGUAGAAGAAUGCUCAGGCACAGAUGUUCAACCAGAGUCAAUGGUCAUCGAAGAAAUCGCUGGCCCUGACACCACAACUUCAACUUCAAAGAUUAUUCACAAAAGGAUUAUAAAGAGAAUCGUUAUGGUGGAUGGCAAACCUGUGGAAACUGAGGAAGUUGUUGAAGAGCCAGGUAAGGAGGCAGUACUUGAGAGAUCACCAGGAGUACUAGUCACCACUGAGACCACCGCAGAACCUGAGCAAAUCACAACUACUAGUAGAAUCAUUAAGAGGAGAAUCAUCAAGAAGAUCGUCAUGAUUGAUGGGAAACCUGUUGAAACUGAGGAAGUUGUAGAAGACCCAGUGGAUGAGAUUGAGAAGAUGGCUGAAGAAAAACAUCCAGGUGAUUCUGUCAUCACAGAAACCAUUACAGAACCAGGUACAUCAAUUACUCAUAGCAAAAUCAGAAGGAUAAUCAAGAAAAUAAUUAUGGUAGAUGGUAAACCAACUGAGACUGAAGAAGUUGUAGAAGAACCUGAGGAAGUGACAACAAUUGUUGGUCAAGAAGUGUCCCCUGAGCAAAUGACCCAGUCAGAAUCCCACAUGACAGCCACGACCGUCAGGAGAGUCAUUCGUAGAAGGAUUAUAAAGAAGAUUGUCAUCGUCGACGGCAAACCAGUAGAGACAGAAGAGGUCAUUGAAGAACCAGAGGAUGUCACUGAGGAAAUGAUGCGAGACUUCCCAUCUGACUCUCCCAUUACCAAGACGAUCACAGAUCCUUCAGUGUCGCCAUCAACUGUGCGCAGGAUUAUUAGGAGGAGAGUUAUCAAGAAGAUAAUCAUAGUGGAUGGUGAGCCUGUAGAAACUGAGGAAGUGGUAGAAGAACCAGAUGAUGUGGUACUAGUGCAUGAUGAAGUGGCAAAACGUGAUGUGGUGUUGGAUGAAUCUAAAGGCGAAAUAUCAGACAUUUCAGUGAAGGAAAGUGUUAAACCAGUGUCAAAAAGGAUUGUGAUGGAAGAGGGCAAAUCUCUUGUGUCGGAUAUGGAGGUGGACGAGCCAGUAAUUGUGGUAGAAGGAACCCUUAGGGAAGAUACACCAGGAGACCUGACAGUUGAGGUAUCUGAGGAAAAGAAAAUAUUUGCUCUUCCUGUCCCUGAUCAUGCUAAUGACUGGAUGGAACUUAUUGAGGGAGGAGGAUUUUCUCUUGAGGAUGAGGAUGAGGAACCAGCAGUUGAUCAAGCCUCUCUGGAUGCUAAGACUGUUAAGAAUGUCGUGCAAGACAAGAAGGAAAUUGAGGAGAGGAAAGUUGAAAUUAAGAGUAGUGAAAAUGUGGAAACAGAAGUUGUCAACACUUCCAUGGAACAGCCAAAAGAAAAAGAGGUAGAUUCUAAGCCUGCCUUUGGCCUUGUGUUGCCAGAGCAUGCUAAUGACUGGUUAGAAAUCCUUGAAGAUGGAGGAUUCACUCUUGAAGAUGAGGAUGAAGAAACACCCAAGGAGCCCAAGGAGAAGGAAGUCAAGGAUGCCACUCCUUCCUUACCAGUCCCAGCAACUGCAGUUCCCGCAACUGAAGAAAUAACGACUAAGACUAAAGCUGAAGAUGUCAAACCAUUUGCCCUGCCCAUACCAGAUCAUGCAAAUGACUGGAUGGACAUGAUUCAAGGUGGAGGUUUUACACUUGAGGAUGAAGAGGAAGAAAAGAAACCAGAACAGGAGAGUGUUCCUCCUCAAAUCCCUGAGGAAAAGUCCACAAAGAAGAAAGAGAACCUGAAACCUGAGGUUAACAAACCAUUUGGUCUUCCACUGCCAGACCAUGCCAAUGACUGGAUGGAAAUAAUCCAGGAUGGUGGAUUCAGCUUACAAGAUGAGGACGAAGAACCAUCAGUUUCAGAGGGUACUGAAACAGCUACCAAAAGCCAGCCAGAGAUUCCCAAAGAUCUUGUUGUGAAGGAAGAAGAGAGCAAACCCAAGUAUGCGCUCCCAAUCCCAGAUCAUGCCAACGAUUUCAUGGAGAUCAUUGAGGGAGGAGGCUUCUCUCUCGAUGAUGAAGAAACAGAAGAAACUAUGGCACAGGAGAAACUGAAGACAGAAGAGGAGGUGGAGACAGAAGCCACGACAACUUACACAACUCUCAUUAAAUCAAAACAUCUUGUCCAUGCAACGUAUGUCAUGCAAGAAAACACGGAUGACCAGGAGGUUCACAGUCACAACCCAGGUCCUGAGAAGGAAGGAAAUCCUGGACAUGGAAAGAAAGGACAAAAAUCUUCAAAGAAAUCACAGGAAACAUCUUCAUAUGCCCUUGCCCUUGCCACUGGAAAGGCCCUCCCUAAAGAAGAACCUAAGGAGGAACCCAAGAAACCUUACCGCUACCGCAACCCAUCUACAAGUGAAGACCAACCUCCUGAAGACAAUCCUCAUCCAGCAGCAAAGAAAGACCCUGAAGGAUUCGAAGAAUUCGUGUCCAAGAAAGAAAAACGUCGAAGAAAGAUGCAUAGUGACACAGAAAAGCCAGUGUCAGAAGAACAAGCACAAGGCCAGUCAACAGAGGUCAAGGGUAAUCCUGGCAAUCCAGGUGAAGGAACUGAAAAAGAGAAGAAAACUGAGGUCCAGCCCACAACAUCUUCACAGCCAGAGAAAGAGGUGGGAUCAAGGAAGACCAAGGAAAAAUCUCCCAAAGAAGGCAAGAAUCCUAAAGAUUCUAACCCAGGCGACAAGAAAAAGAAAAGAAAGAAGGGUAAGGCUAAAGAGGAGGAUGGAGAAGACAGUUCCAAGACAGAAAAAGAGAAACAGUCCAGGCGAAAAGAUAAGAAGGAAAAGGUGGAAGUAACAAGUGUACAGACUGAUGUUGCUAAUGUUGUCAUGGAAACUUCUGUUUCUGAAGACCCAACCACACCACUAAAGGAGGAGGGUGAUUUGGUAAUUCCUGAACUCAAGACUGAAACUGUAGCUGAAUCAGAUGUGGCUGUUGUCCAACUGAAAGUUCAGGCAGACAGUAAACCAGGUGUUGAAACAAAGGGAACAGUUCCGGUGGUGUCAGACUCAGAGGGUUCUAUGGCAUCAUCUAUGCUCUCAGUUGCAUCUGUGAGCCCUCGCCCAACCAGUCCACACCUUAUCAUUGACGACCUGAGUGACAUUGUUCUGACUCCUCAGUGGAUGCGUCAGAGGCCGAUUGUUCGCACCUCAAGCACUGAGGAAAAGAUCAAAAUUCCGCUAGAGGAACGCAAAAAACUCUUCAAAACAAGAAGUGCUCCACUAGAAAGUACUUCUCUCUCCUUCGAAACAAUCGGCAUAGAUAUAUCUGAUGCUGCUUUUGGCUCAGUGCAGGAAAGAAAGACACUUUCAGCUAACAUAGAAAGUACAGGUACCUCUGACAGUGACAUCUCGGCCUUGGUUCCUGGAGAUGAAUACUAUAAAAACAAAAAGAAAAGGCCCAAGAAGUCAAGGAGCAGGAGAGGUGAACAUGACGAUGGCCAUGAUGAUGAUCUUGAUCAAGAUAAACCAUCUGAAGGUUUACAACUGCAAACAGACAUGGACACUGUGGAAGCUCUUAAGGAAGCAGCUGCACCAAGUAAACCUACAGACCAAGAUGAAGAUGAUGUGAAGAAAGACGAAGACAAAUUCUCAUCCCAAGAAAAGCAUAAAUCUGAACUUCAGAAGGAAGUCAAAAAAUCUGUGGCUGAAAAAGAGUCUGUGGUAGAAAAAGAAGAGUCUGUGGUAGAAAAGGAAGAGUCUGCAGUAGAAAAAGAAGAGUCUGUGGUUGAAAGUGUUACUGAACAAACUUCAUCUCAGGAAAAACUUGAACCAGAGCCACAAGCCAAGGGCGAGGAACUUGUGAAGUUGGAAAAUGUCAAACAAAUGCCACCUCAAGAAAAGCUUGAGAUCUGGGAAGAAGCAGGUAUUGAAGUCAUCACUGCAGGUGAUUUAGUAAUGCACCACGAGCAGCUCGUUUUGCCUGGCAUGAUUCCUCUGUCACAACAACAGGAAAGGCAAGGGCCAAUUGAAUCUAAACACCCAUGGACAUUUUCUAAGAAAGAUGAAAGUGUAGGUCUUCAAAAGGUUGUUCCAAAUAUCGAGGAGGCUCUUCAGGAGGCGAUGACAUCAGAACUCGAUAUUCCGGAAGAACGUGGGCAGGAACAGCCAAAGGAGGAGCCGAAGCCAGAACCAGAACAGCCACUAGCCAAACCUGUGGAUGGCUGGAUGCAUGUGACUGAUGUUGACAACUUCACCAAGGAAGUCGAAAGUGAAGAAAAGGCCCGGGAACAGCUUGUCAUGAAGGAGGAAAUUAGUUCCCAUGAUCAAGAAACUAUCAUGACUGAAGAAGGUGACAGUGUUUUAAUAACAACUUCGGAAGGGAAAUCUUUGACUUCUCUCGAAACAAUGACUGAGGAAAGUCAAUUCAGCAGCAUAUCAGCUGAUACAGAGAUGGUAGAGGAAAGCUGGAGUGAACAUAAAUCAAUAGAUUCUGGAGUGAGCAUUGCCACUGCUUCAGUUGAACAAGAGUCUAACCAGCAUCCCCAGUCAUAUGCCAACAUCCUCAUUACAGCUCCAGCUGUGAUUGUUGAAGAACCACCUGAAGAACCGAAGAAACCAUAUGUCUAUCGAACACCAGCUGUGGUUGAAAAGAUUAGUGUUGAAACUGAAGUUCCUGCCAUGCCUGCGGUAGAUGAGGAAGGAUUUGUAGAAUUUGUUUCUAAACGUGAAAGACAUCGUAGAAAGACACAGAGCACCUCUGGUAUCACCGAUGACAUCAAGGAGGAAGUGGACUCUGCUAUGGCGGAGGAACUCGGAAAGGAGGAAAGCAUACAGAAAAGCAAGGAUGAACAAUUAGAAGCUGAUCAUGAAGAAGAAAUUAGUUUAACAGAAAGUGAUGAUGAUAAUAGUUUGUUUAAAGCCCUGAAACCGAUGAAACCUAAGAAAUCAAAAGACAAAAAGGACAAGACUAAGAGGGUAUCGAAAAUGUCAGAGUCUGAAAUAGAGAUAUGUAACAUUGCGGCCGCCAUUGAAAGAGGAGAAACGCCUCCUAAACCAAAGGAUGUGGUUGAAUACGAGCACAGACUCUUUGCAGCAUUUUACUUGGGUUCUGAGUUGUGGUAUGAUGUCUUUGGCAUCCGUGAUGCUGAGAGCAAUUAUCACAUGUACCUGGCAACUACAUCACAAGAGGUUGUCCCUGAAGAUGAACCAAUCCAGCCUGACCUUAUUUCUGAGGUUGAGGAUCAAGCAAGACUUCAACCUGAUAAUCAAGUUUCAGCAGAGACUGAGCCUGACCAGUAUUUGAUGGUGUUUGAGCAGGAGUCUCCCAAGUAUGAUAUGAGUGCCAUCUUGGAGUAUGAGACGAGAUACUAUGAGUAUCUUACAAGAGAGCAGCAGCUUUUGGAUGAACCAAUAGAAGAAGAAGAGAUAUUGACCCCCGCACAGGACACACCUGAAGAGAAGAUACUAGUAGUUCAGGAGGAAAUAAGUAAGACAGAGACAGUGUCAGACCAAAAUGACACAUUAGAAAUCAGUCAGACUGAAAUCAAGAAGCAUGAUUAUGUAACAGAUCCAGAAAAGAUGCUAGCAAAUGCUGUUGUGCAAUUCGAAGAUCAAGUGUCAGAAACAGUUAAAGAUAUUGUAAGUGAAAGUGAGGAACUCGAAAUACCGAAGACUGAUGUUGAAGUGAAAACAGAUAUUGACAUUAUUCACAUGACAUCUGAAGUGACUUCUACAACAGUUGAUGUUAAAUCACAGGUUACCACAGACAUCGUGGCAAGUAAAGAUGAAGAUAUACCACUACUGACAGAAGUUGUACCAACUGAAUUUGUACAAGAAACGGAAACUGUAUUGCCACAGCCAGUUGAAAAUAUUGCAGGUGACCAGGCAGGUGAUACUAUCUCUAUACAAGAUACCGAAAAGGAGUAUCAGGCAUACUUAGCAGACUCAAGUGAACUUGAACCUCAACAUGAAGUUGAAGAGCAAGAAUUGGAUUCUGCUACUAGUGGUGUUCCCACAAUAUCUACUCUGAAUUACGACAUGUCAGCCAUCCACCAAGCUGAAACCAAGUACCACGAAUAUCUUGCCCAGACAGAUGAAGCAAGCACCUCAUGGGCUCGGGUUGUGGCUCAGGGAAAACCCGUAGAUGUAGAGGAUGUGGAGGAGGAGCCAAAGGAUGACAAAUCCUUUAUCAUGUACCAGACCAAGACAGUGAAGGUUGUGGUGACUGAUGAAGAGCCUCCUAAACCACAGGUGCCUGUAUCAGUUGACGAAGAAGGAUUCAAGGAGUUUGUCUCCAAGCAAGAGCGCCGUCGCAGACUGAGGUCAUCAUGCUCAGAGGAACCAGAAGAUGUGAAAGACAUUGUGCCUUAUGUACCACGAAUAGAGUUACCAGAAGUAGAAGUUGUGGAAGAGAAGGAAGAGGUUGAAACCAAAGAACCUGAACCUGUGAAAGUCAAACCUGAAGUACAAAUUGCGGAUGAAAGUGUAAUUGAAACAUUCGAAGCCGCACUUCAGCGUGUCAGGAAACACAAAGAAAGUCACAGAAGGAGCCGCACAUACACUGCUGAAGCUGAGAAGGAAGUUGAUGACAUUAUCCGUUUCAUGAACCGUGAUGAAGUCUUGCAGCAGUAUCUUGCCCUGGACUCCUUUGUGAUGGACAUGUGGCAGGCUAUUGACUGUGAGAGAAAAUACCAGGAAAUGGUAGCUUGGUCAACUGAGGAUGAUCUUGAAGCUGAGACUUUAGGCCUAAUGGAGGAAUCUAGUCAGACACAAGAAGAGUGCAUUGCCCCCAGCCCUUCACCAGUAAUUUCCCUAGGUGCCUUGUCUGAACCCCCUCUUAAUUAUCCUGUUCCAGCCACUUAUAUUGUCAAUCCUGAGCUAACUUCAUCUUUUUCAUAUGACAUAACCGCAAUCAAUGAGGCUGAGUGUAGGUAUUACGAAUACUUAGCGCAGCGUGAACUGGAUGUGAAGAGUGAGGAGCUUAUUGAUGUGACUGAAGAACCUUUACUGCCAACUGAAGGUAAGGUCCAGUUGCCAGAAUUGGUGAAUGAAACAGAGGUUGUCCAGAUUCCUGUAGUUACUGACGGAAUAGAUGGGGUUGUACAGAUGCCAGCAGCAACUGAGAAGAAGGAAGAAUUUAUUCAGGAAGCUAUCAUCAGUGAUAGAAAAGAGGAAGUGAUCCAAGAACCAAUGGUGGUUGACAGGAAGGAAAGGGUGGUCGAAGAACCUGCUGCUGUAGAGCAAAGGGUAAAGGUUCAUGAACCUGUGGUGGUCGAGAAGAAGAAAGAAGUUAUCCAAGAGUAUACACAGGUUGAUAGAAUCGAAGAGGUUGUCCAAACUCCGGUAGUUGUUGAUAAACAGGAGGAGACUAUCCUGAAGACUGUAGCAGAUGAGAACAAAGAAGUAAUUGUUCAAAAAUCAAUGGUUGUUGAUGAAAAUAGAGAGGUUGUACAGAAGCCCUUAGUAGUAGAAAAGGAAGAGGUUGUCCAAACACCUGUAGUGAUGGAAGACUUGAGAACUGUUACAGAGCAAGUACAAAUCCCACAGGUGUCAACAGAUAUGGUGGUUGGUGAAAUGCUCGAAUAUAACGUUACAGCCAUUCAAGAAGCUGAGAGGGAUUACCAGUUAUACAUGGCUGAUACACAUGUUCAGCCACAAGAAGCUGCAGAUGAACAAGAGGAGGAUGACUCCUUGUCUAGUGCAGCUGUUGACUCAAUGUCCACUCUGAAUUACGACAUAUCAGCCAUCCACCAAGCUGAAACCAAGUACCACGAAUAUCUUGCCCAGACAGAUGAAGCAAGCACCUCAUGGGCUCGGGUUGUGGCUCAGGGAAAACCCGUAGAUGUAGAGGAUGUGGAGGAGGAGCCAAAGGAUGACAAAUCCUUUAUCAUGUACCAGACCAAGACAGUGAAGGUUGUGGUGACUGAUGAAGAGCCUCCUAAACCACAGGUGCCUGUAUCAGUUGACGAAGAAGGAUUCAAGGAGUUUGUCUCCAAGCAAGAGCGCCGUCGCAGACUGAGGUCAUCAUGCUCAGAGGAACCAGAAGAUGUGAAAGACAUUGUGCCUUAUGUACCACGAAUAGAGUUACCAGAAGUAGAAGUUGUGGAAGAGAAGGAAGAGGUUGAAACCAAAGAACCUGAACCUGUGAAAGUCAAACCUGAAGUACAAAUAGCGGAUGACAGUGUCAUUGAAGCAUUCGAAAUAGCACUUCAGAAGCAGAAAGCAAUUCCAAGAAGAAGCCGUCGAUCUCGCUUGUCAGAAGCAGAAGAGAAAGAAGUACAAGAAAUACUGCGGUAUGCGGAUCGCGAGGAAGUCCUGCAGAAGAACGCUACUAAUGACUCUUUCCUAUGCAAUCAGUGGACAUACAUCGAUGCUGAGAAGAACUACUAUGAAUUGCUAGCCAGGCUCAAGAAGUCGAAUUUAGAUCUGGUGAGUGAUCAGGUGGAUGAUAAUGGAGAGGAUGGUGAUGAUGGUAGUGAUAAUGGUGGUCCAUCGAGUGGCCAUCAGCCGCCUUCUCAUGGUGAUGGGGAUGGUGGCAGUUCUCCAAGAACAUAUCAGACAGAACUCAUGAAAGCAGACCUCCCGCAGGGAUUGGCAAAUUGGACAGAUGAGAGUACAUAUCUUCCUUUAACACCUAACCUCCCACAUCAUAUAACAGUCAGCCAUUCCCUAGAUACUAACACCAUCACCACGACAACCAAACUGACUGAUGACACACGACUAACACAAGCGACUCAGGACACACUGACAGAUCAUCUCACACCCAUUAGCGAGACAGUAGAGACAGUGUUCAGCGAGAAGUCAGCCCCCUCGCAGGCUCCUUGUCAACCAAGUGCAGGACCCAGCCGGCACAGACAACUUCAGGAAGAAGCAAGGAAGACUAUUGCUUCAGCUGAGAAAUCACUGGACAACUUCCAGGAAAGAAUUAGGGCUCUUGUGGACUAUACUAUCGUUGAGCAAAUAACAACUAUCCAGACUCUUCUCAUCGAGAUGCGGAAGAUGGAAGAAGACCUCAGCAACCUGCACGAGAAGGGCCGCACAAUGGAGCAGGACUCAGAGAUGCUCAACAUGCUUGCCACCGUCUCAGGGCUCAAGACCCGCUUGAAGACUCUGCGCUCGGAGGCUGAAGGAAAGAAGAAUGAUAUUGAAACAAAGCAGAGUGAAUCUGAACAGCAGAAGUUCCACCUAAUCGAGUACCAGCAACUCCUCCAAGACCUCGAAUGUUGGGUCACUGAAACCUACUCGCAGAUCACGGCUGACGUCUGCCUUGGUUCCGUGACUGCCAUCCGUGAGCAAAUAACUCUCAAUCAGAAUCUUCAGCGAGACUUGGUUCGCCGUGAAAGUCAACUCAGUGAACUACGCAGCAAAUGUGAGCGUGUGCAAGGUGAUUCACACAUCCAGUCACUGGCUCAAGAGAUGACUGACCACCUUGUCUUCCUAAGUCAGACCAUCUGUGACACACGCCUUGUGCUUCAGAACCGUCUGCACCAGCUGAAGGAGAUCCUGGAGAAUGAAAGGAAGCGGUUACCUUCUGAUAGCCAGGACUCAGAGAAAGAGAGUGAGAGUACAAUUGCUUUAAAACAAGAGGACCAGCCCAUCAGUUUAGCAAAGGAACAAGUGCAGCAAGAAGCUGAUGUGACCACGGAACCUGAAACAACUGAAACAACUGUUUACAAAGUGAUGAGAAGGAGAAGUAUUAAGAAUGUUGUCAUGAUCGGUGGUAUGCCGGUUGAGACUGAAGAAGUUGUUGAAGAACCCACUGAUCAGGCCACUGAUGUGGAACCUGAGGGAACUACCACUGUUGUCAGAGCUGUUCGUAGAAGGAGCAUAAAGUCCAUUGUCAUGGUAGAUGGUAAACCAGUAGAGACUGAAGAGGUUGUGGAGGAUCCUAUCUCUGUGUCAGAGGAGUUAGUUGAAAAGGACAAUGUGCUCCUGGAAUCUGUUUAUGAGCCUGAUGUGUCUACCACCACAAGAGAAUUUGUGCCAAAGAGAAUGCAGACCCUCAAGGAUGAAAGAGAGUUCCUGGAUUCUGCUGAAGAAGUUCAGGAACCAGCAGUGGCAUCUACCAUAACUACCCAUCAAGUCAUAAGGAGAAUUGUAAAGAAGAUUGUCAUGAUUGAUGGAAAACCAGUUGAGAUUGAGGAAUUAGAAGAUCCUCAAGACAUAUCAGAUGAACUGAUGCAGGGUAAUCUUCCAGUAGAUUCAGUCAUCACUCGAACAACAAGUGAGCCUGACUUGACAACCACCACUGUCAGAACAGUUGUGCGUCGCAGAAUAAAGAAGAUUGUCAUGGUAGAUGGUCAGCCAGUUGAAACUGAGGAAUUCAUUGAAGAACCUGUGGACACCACAGUUGAGAAUCUUGAGGAUUAUGCUAAGCAGUCAGUAAUACCUGAAUCAUCUUCAGAAUCUGAGACAUUUACAACAAUCAGAAAAAUAAUAAAGAAGAGAAUAAUCAAGAAAAUUGUUAUGAUAGAUGGUAAACCAGUAGAGACUGAGGAAGUUGUAGAAGAACCAGAUGAUGUGACAGAAGAGAUUGUUCAAGCUCUUCCAUCUGACUCAAUUAGUGGUACCAUCACACAGCCUGAAGAGGAAACUACUACAACUGUUCGGAGAGUCAUCAGAAAGCGUGUCAUUAAGAGAAUUGUUAUUAUUGAUGGUAAACCGGUUGAAACAGAAGAGAUUGUAGAGGAACCUGAAGAUGUAACACAAGAAUGUAUUGUUCCUUCUGACUCAGUUAUCACAAAAGAAAUUACAGAACCAGAGACCAUUACUACUGUUCGUAGAGUCAUACGAAGAAGAAUCAUUAAAAAGAUCAUUAUGGUUGAUGGUAAACCUGUAGAAACUGAGGAAAUUGUAGAAGAACCUGAGGAUGUGACUGAGGAAAUGACACAAGGAAUCUGCCCAACAGAUAGUUCUGUUGUUACAGAAGAAAUUGUAGAACCGGAAACUAUAACCACUGUUCGUAGAAUUAUACGAAGGAAAAUCAUUAAAAAGAUCAUUAUGGUAGAUGGUAAACCAGUAGAGACAGAGGAGAUUGUUGAGGAGCCUGAGGAAAUUACAGAGGAGAUUGGUGAGGGAACACCAAGAGAAGCAAUUAGCACUGAGCUUAUCACUGAGCCUGAUGAACUAACAACCACAACUGUGCAUAGAAUCAUCAGGAGGAGAGUCAUCAAAAAGAUUGUGAUGAUUGAUGGUAAACCUGUUGAAACUGAGGAAGUAGUAGAGGAACCAGAAGAGGUCAGUGAGGAGAUGCUCCAAACCUUACCUAAAGACUCUGUCACAAUGGAGACCAUCACAGAACCUGAAGAGGUGACCACAACUCAUAGAAUCAUCAGGAGAAGAAUCAUCAAGAAGAUCAUUAUGGUCGAUGGUAAACCUGUUGAGACAGAAGAAGUCGUGGAAGAGCCUGAGGAAGUAAUUGGGGAAAUGGUUGAGGCAACUCCAGGAGAUUCAGUCAUCACUGAGACCAUCACAGAACCUGAUGAAGUAAGUACAACAACUGUGCAUAGAAUCAUCAGGAGGAGAAUCAUAAAGAAGAUCAUUAUGGUUGAUGGUAAACCAGUAGAGACUGAAGAAGUUGUGGAGGAACCUGAGGAAGUCACUGAAGAGGAGCUACAAGCCUUACCUAAAGACUUGUUAGCCACUAGGACUAUCACAGAACCUGAAGAGGUAACCACAACUCACAGAAUCAUCAGGAGAAGAAUCAUCAAGAAGAUCAUUAUGGUUGAUGGUAAACCUGUCGAGACAGAAGAGGUCGUGGAAGAGCCUGAGGAAGUAACUGGGGAAAUGGUUGAGACAAGUCCAGGAGACUCGGUUGUCACAGAGACUAUCACAGAACCUGAUGAAGUAACCACAACAACUGUACAUAGAAUCAUCAGGAGGAGAGUCAUCAAGAAGAUUGUGAUGAUUGAUGGUAAACCUGUUGAAACUGAGGAAGUUGUGGAAGAGCCAGAAGAAGUUAGCGAAGAGGAGCUACAAGCCUUACCGAAAGACUCUGUAAUCACUGAGACCAUUACAGAGCCCGAGGAAGUCACAACUGUACGUAGAGUUAUCAGAAAGAGGAUUAUCAAAAAGAUAGUUAUGAUUGAUGGCAAACCUGUUGAGACAGAGGAGGUCGUGGAAGAACCUGAAGACAUCAGUGAAGAAACAGUUAAGAAGAUCAUUAUGGUCGAUGGUAAACCUGUUGAGACAGAAGAGGUUGUGGAAGAACCAGAUGUCAGGGACAUGAUUCAGAGCACAAAACCAACUGAUACUGUCAUUACUGAAGAAGUUACAGAACCAACAGUUUCCAGAGUCAUUCGUAAAAGAAUUAUCAAGAAAACCAUUGCGGUUGAUGGCAAACCAGUAGAAACAGAAGAAGUCAUAGAAGAGCCUGUGGAGGUCACUGGAGAAAUGGUUGAAAGAACACCAGUAGAUUCAAGCAUCAUUGAGACCAUCACAGAACCUGAUGAAGUAAGUACCACAACUGUGCGUAGAAUCAUUAGGAGGAGAAUUAUCAAAAAGAUUGUGAUGAUUGAUGGAAAACCGGUAGAAACCGAGGAAGUUAUUGAGGAGCCUGAGGAAGUUAGUGAAGAGAUGGUUCAGGGAAUGCCAGGAACCAUAGUAGAACCUGAAGAGGUGACCACAACUCAUAGAAUCAUCAGAAGAAGAAUCAUCAAGAAGAUUAUUAUGGUCGAUGGUAAACCAGUUGAGACAGAAGAGGUUGUGGAAGAACCUGAGGAAAGGGAAAUGGUCGAGGCAACUCCAGGAGACUCGGUUGUCACUGAGACUAUCACAGAACCAGAUGAAGUAACCACAACAACUGUGCAUAGAAUCAUCAGGAGGAGAAUCAUCAAGAAGAUUGUGAUGAUUGAUGGUAAACCUGUUGAAACUGAGGAAGUUGUGGAAGAGCCAGAAGAAGUUAGCGAAGAGGAGCUACAAGCCUUACCUAAAGACUCUGUUAUCACUAAGACCAUCACAGAACCUGAAGAGGUGACCACAACUCACAGAAUCAUCAGGAGAAGAAUCAUAAAGAAGAUCAUUAUGGUCGAUGGUAAACCUGUUGAGACAGAAGAGGUCGUGGAAGAGCCUGAGGAAGUAACUGGGGAAAUGGUCGAGACAAUUCCAGGAGACUCAGUCAUCACUGAGACCAUCACAGAACCUGAUGAAGUAACCACAACAACUGUGCAUAGAAUCAUCAGGAGAAGAAUCAUAAAGAAGAUCAUUAUGGUUGAUGGUAAACCAGUAGAGACUGAAGAAGUUGUAGAGGAACCUGAGGAAGUCACUGAAGAGGAGCUACAAGCCUUACCUAAAGACUCAGUAGUCACCAAGACAAUCACUGAACCUGAAGAGGUGACUACAACUCACAGAAUCAUUAGGAGAAGAAUCAUCAAGAAGAUCAUUAUGGUCGAUGGUAAACCUGUCGAGACAGAAGAGGUUGUGGAAGAGCCUGAGGAAGUAACUGGGGAAAUGGUCGAGGCAACUCCAGGAGACUCAGUCAUCACUGAGACCAUCACAGAACCUGAUGAAGUAACCACAACUACUGUGCAUAGAAUCAUCAGGAGGAGAGUCAUCAAGAAGAUUGUGAUGAUUGAUGGUAAACCUGUUGAAACUGAGGAGGUUGUGGAAGAGCCAGAAGAAGUUAGUGCAGAGGAGCUGCAAGCCUUACCUAAAGACUCUGUAAUCACUAAGACCAUCACAGAACCUGAAGAGGUGACUACAACUCACAGAAUCAUCAGGAGAAGAAUCAUCAAGAAGAUCAUUAUGGUUGAUGGUAAACCUGUGGAGACUGAGGAAGUAGUAGAAGAACCUGAGGAAAGUACAGAUGGAGAAAUUGUACCUAUAAUCUCUGGAGGUACACGUAUUGUGAAAAAGAACGUUAAGAUCAAACGUGUUGUACAUAUUGUUGAUGGUAAAGAGGUUGUCGAAGAAGAAAGAUCUGAGACUCCAGAAGAAGUGCUUGAGUAUCCUGCAGGUACAGGCAGUGACCAGCCUUUAACUUUGCCAAUUAGUCAGGACAUAGAGAGCAUACCUUCUGAUACUGCCCAGUCCCCUGAGACUCCGGUUCAGCAGGCCAGAGUUAUACGUCAAUUGAGGAUUGUAGAUGGUCAACCAGUUGUAUCUGAAGAAAUCCUGGAAGGAGCUGAAAAUAUACCAAGUGAUGCCAGUGUUUUGGAAACACGAAAUAUCCAAGUUCAUGCUGUCAGACGUAGAAUGAAGGUAAUUCGUCGUGUACAGAUCAUUAACGGAGAAAGAGUUGUAACAGAAGAAGUUGUUGAAGAACCAGAGACAGAGUUUGGAAUGCCAGAAGAUGGAUCUGGAGUCACUGUCACAGACAUGACUGGAAGUACUCUAUUCCCCAAACCUCAGACGGAAACUAAUGAAGCCCCGUCUCCUUCCUCUGCAAUUCCUCUUCAGUGGAAAGAAGAAACCUAUCCUUCAAGCCUUCCCAAGAGUGAACCAGAAGAGAAGAUCACAGGAGAGUCUUACAAGAUAACUGAGGUUAUGCCCAAAGAGCCUCCAACAGAAGAACGCCCUCAGGACCCAUUCCCAGCACCUGUGAGCUCUUUCCCCGUCCCAGCUUCAGUCAGUGAUGCAAAACCAAAGGACGCAAAGGAUACCACUGAGGUCUGGUCUGGAGCUCUUUACACCAAAGCUAGUGUAGAGGAUUCCUCAGAAGAGACCAUUCCAGACACUGCUGGCCAGGCUCCAGUUCUCCCUGAACAGCCAGCUCAUCAUGAAUCUGAGGAAGAUUUAGAACCAUAUCCUCAGCCUGGUGACAGUCAGGGAGAAGAACCAUGGGAGGAAAUAGCCCAUGAUCUCAUUGGAGUAACGCGCGAAAUCUCCUUGACAACUGAUGGUGACUCAAGAGAAGUCAAAGACUCUGAAGACCAAAAGACCAAAGCUUUCCCAAGCCCUGAAGAUCUGGCGGUUCGGGCUGAAGAUCUGAAGCCUGUUUCUAAAGAAAGAAAAUCUAGUGCAGGUGAAUCUUUCCCUACGUUUAAAAGAAGAGAUAGUGGUGUUGCAGAAUUGUGCAAGAUAUUUGAAUCUCCUACAAAGAGCUAUGAUGCACCCGUCUACCAGAGACCAAAGCCAGUGGUGACAAGAGAGAAAAUCCAAGAUACUACCAAACCUUUCAAAUCUGUGGAAAUACCAGCUUGGCCCCCUUGCAAAGAAAAAGAUUUAUCUGUAAAGCAAUUCCCACGACCAGUAGGGGAUGUGCCCCUGCCAUCAUACAAAGAUUCUACUGUGCCAAGGGAUCCAGUAACAGGUUGCAGAAUUUUCCUGGAAGAAAAAUAUACUCUCAUUCCAAGAGAUCAACAGAUGGAGAAGAUCACAGAUAUGUCAUCUGGAGCACCUGCAGCACCUGCUCCUUCCCCAGAUUUCCCAGAAAGAAGAGAAGAUCUAGAACCAUUUGCAAGACCAUUUGAGUUUGGUGGAGAUUUCCGAUUCCCAGAAUAUGUCAGGCAAAAGUCUGAUACUGACAGGGAGCUGCAAACCCCCACUCAACCUCAAGCACCUUCCUGGGAAGAAAGAUUAUAUCAGAAACAUAUGGAUAACCUAACACCUACAUCCAUACCUCAGACCUCAGAGACAGCACCUGGUUUGCCAGAAAGAGGUAUGGCACCACCAGUAGAUGUAAAACCACAGUUCCCAUCUCCACAAGAGAGUUAUCCAUAUCCAGUUACCUCUGAGGAGAUCCAAAGAGUUAGUGACAUUAGGUCUCCCCAGUUGUGGGCAACAGGACAUUACCAACAGUCUACUCCUGCUGACCAAAGAGAACACAUCCCACAAGACGAAUCAACUAUGUUACCUCCAACAUAUGCUGAGCUUGCAGCAAAGAUCGUGCCAAGCUUCCCAAGCCCAGGAGAAGCACCCGUGAGAGAUGGAAAAGAGCCUCCACAGUAUACAGAGAGAGAGGAGACAAAGAGAGAUGAAGUGUUCCCAUUGCCUCUUGUCUCUCAAACUGAGGAAACACUGCGAGAUGUGACAUCAGUGUCAGUUUGGCCAGAAAAGAUUUACAGUAGGGUAGAUGUCAUUGAAGGAGAGGAGAGACUAUCACCUGAAGGUGAUACAGAAGCUCCAGCACCUACUCUGCCAGCUAAGAGUCCACAGUAUGUCUCAAAAGAAGCAGCAUUCCCAGUUCCUAUUGGAGAAUUCCCGGUGCCAUCUCAGAAGAAAGAUGAACCGCAGGAAGUAGAAAGACCAAGUGAAUUAUUCAAAGAUGUAUUGUACAUUCAUGAACCACCUGAAGAGGAGCUCAGAAUCAUCAGUGACGAAGAACAUAUUGGCAGGGCAGCCCCUAAGUCUCCAGAGUUUAAGGAGGAGCUUGUUACACCAGUAGCUCCAUUCCCUGAACCAGGGAAGCCAUCAACCGUACCUAAAGAUGAGGAUAAGUUCCCAACUCCUGUUGUAGGUCUCGUUGAUGAGCCUCGAGAUGUGACAUCAACUCCGAAGUGGACAGAGGAGCAGUAUGCUAGGAGUGACGUAUCUGUGAAGGAUGCUGAUAUCCCUCAGCAUGACACUCCAGCAAAGUUGCCACCAGCACCAGUAAAAGCUCCUCCCUUGUCUAAAGAGGACACACCAUUCUCUCGACCAGUAGGCGAAUUCCCAGAACCCACAGAGAAGCCUGAUGACAGACCAAGUGUACCUGCAAGUCAGAUACACAUGGAAACUGUCUAUGCAAGACCCUCUGAUGUAAAAGAAACUAGAAGAAUUGAAGAACACAGAGACCUUGAACUUCCUUCUAAAGAAAGCCCCAAGUAUGAGGAAGUUGAUGUAGCAAAGGAGGCAGAACCAUUCCCUGAACCAAAGGUGCUUGUGCCAAAAACUGAGAAGUUAGAGAUAGUUGAAGAGCUUUCAAAGCCUCAAGAACUUUCAUUCACCCUCCCAGAGUUUAAAGAAACUCCAACCAAGAAGAUUAUCGAGGCAUUCCCAGAACCAGUAACAGUUCAGACACAAGAAACACCACAGGAUGUCAUUUCAGUGUCACAAUGGAUGGAAGAACUCUAUCCAUCCAAAGAAGUUGUGGUACAAGAUCGUACAUUAGAAGAAGGAGAAAGAAAAGAGGAAUUACCUGAAAUACCGGUAAGAGCUCCAGAGGACAGACCUGUGAUAGCAGAUUUCCCUGUUCCAGAAGCAGAUUUCCCAGAGCCCCUCAAAGAAGCAGGUGAACCAAAGGAGGGAUUGAAAACUCAAGUAUUCUCAGAGAUUGUUUACAAAAAGCCAGAAGUGACAGAGGAUCCCAAAAUUGAAAUAGAAGAAGACAUUUGGGAGGAAGCGGUUUCAGAUAUUCCUGACUUCGGGGAAGCUGAUGAUAUUAAGGUUCAGGCUCCCUUCCCAGUUCCAGUAGGUGAUAUCUGCCAAACAGAUGAGACCCAAGGAAUGGAACCACCUGUAUAUGAGGACAGUGAUGAAGACAAAUUUGAAGAUUUUCCAGAACCCACAACAAGCAUACCUGACGAUACUCCUGAAGAUGUCUCAACAGUCAGCCCAUGGCAGGAUGAUUUGUAUAAAAAGAGUGAGCCAGUGGAGGUAGGUAGGAUACCCCAAGUAACAGAAGAAAUCCCUGUGCUUCCUCUACCAAUGAAGAGACCCGAAGAAAAGACACGGGAAGAAGGUUUCCCAGAACCAGAAGCACAGUAUCCUAAACCAGUUGAUGGUACCAGUGAGCCCCCAGCUGGCCCAGAUGCUGUCAAGGUAUUUUCAGAAGUUGUUUACACUGAAGUGGUAAAGACUGAAAAACCAGAAGCAAUUGAAGAGCCUGAAGACCUAGAACAUCCUACAGUUCAACCACCAGCAUAUAAGGAAACUGAACCUGUGCCCACUGAACCUUUCCCUACCAUUGGUGUUCAGGGACCAGCAAUUGAAAGUAUUGAAGAAAUCAUUAGGCCUGAAGAAACUACUACUGGACGUAGAAUAGUCCGGAGAGUUAUAAAGAAGAUCAUCAUGGUUGAUGGUAAACCAGUAGAGACUGAAGAAGUUGUUGAGGAGCCCGAGGAAGUUGAGGGAACGCAGGAUGAAUCUUUCAUUACUGAAACUGUAACUGAGCCAGAAGGGGUUAUUACCACACAUAGAAUUAUUAGGAGAAGAAUUAUCAGGAAGAUUAUUAUGAUUGAUGGUAAACCAAUAGAGACAGAGGAAGUUGUUGAAGAACCUGAGGAGAUAAGUGAAGAGAUGCUUCAGGGAACACCAGAAGAUUCAGUCAUCACUGAGACCAUCACAGAACCUGAUGAAGUAACUACCACAAUUGUGCGUAGAAUCGUUAGGAAAAGAAUUAUCAAGAAGAUUGUGAUGAUUGAUGGUAAACCUGUUGAGACAGAAGAAGUUAUCGAGGAGCCAGAGGAAGUAAGUGAAGAGAUGGUUGAGGGAGCUCCAGAAGAAUCGGUCAUCACUGAGCCUGAGGAGGUGAUUACCACUCACAGAAUCAUCAGGAGAAGAGUCAUCAAGAAGAUCAUUAUGGUUGAUGGCAAACCUGUGGAAACCGAGGAGGUUGUGGAGGAACCAGAAGAAGUCACUGAAGAGGAGUUGCAAGCCUUACCUAAAGACUCUGUAGUCACUGAGACUAUCACAGAACCCGAAGUGACCACAACUCAUAGAAUCAUCAGGAGAAGAAUCAUCAAGAAGAUCAUUAUGGUCGAUGGUAAACCAGUAGAAACUGAGGAGGUUGUGGAGGAACCUGAAGAGGUUAGUGAAGAGAUGCUACAGGCUUUGCCUAAAGACUCUGUCACAACUGAGACCAUCACAGAACCCGUGCAUAGAAUCAUUAGGAGGAGAGUCAUCAAAAAGAUUGUGAUGAUUGAUGGGAAACCUGUAGAAACUGAGGAAGUAGUAGAGGAACCAGAAGAGGUCAGUGAGGAGAUGCUCCAAACCUUACCUAAAGACUCAGUAGUCACUGAGACCAUCACAGAACCUGAAGAGGUGACCACAACUCACAGAAUCAUCAGGAGAAGAAUCAUAAAGAAGAUCAUUAUGGUCGAUGGUAAACCUGUUGAGACAGAAGAGGUCGUGGAAGAGCCUGAGGAAGUAACUGGGGAAAUGGUUGAGACAACUCCAGGAGACUCGGUCAUCACUGAGACCAUCACAGAACCUGAUGAAGUAACCACAACAACUGUGCAUAGAAUCAUCAGGAGGAGAAUCAUCAAGAAGAUUGUGAUGAUUGAUGGUAAACCUGUUGAAACUGAGGAGGUUGUGGAAGAGCCAGAAGAGGUUAGUGAAGAGGAGCUACAAGCUUUACCUAAAGACUCUGUAAUCACUAAGACCAUCACAGAACCUGAAGAGGUGACUACAACUCACAGAAUCAUUAGGAGAAGAAUCAUCAAGAAGAUCAUUAUGGUCGAUGGCAAACCUGUUGAGACUGAGGAGGUUGUGGAGGAACCAGAAGAGAUCAGUGAAGAAGAACUGCAAGCCUUACCUAAGGACUCUGUGACAACUGAAACCAUAACAGAACCUGAAGAAGUAACAACAACUCAUAGAAUCACCAGGAGAAGAAUCAUCAAGAAGAUCAUUAUGGUCGAUGGUAAACCUGUUGAAACAGAAGAGGUUGUGGAAGAGCCUGAGGAAGUAACUGGGGAAAUGGUCGAGGCAACUCCAGGAGAUUCAGUCAUCACCGAGACCAUCACAGAACCUGAUGAAGUAACCACAACAACUGUGCAUAGAAUCAUCAGGAGAAGAAUCAUUAAGAAGAUCAUCAUGGUUGAUGGUAAACCGGUAGAAACUGAAGAAGUUGUGGAGGAACCAGAGGAAGUCACUGAAGAGGAACUACAAGCCUUACCUAAAGACUCAGUAGUCACUAAGACUAUCACAGAACCCGAAGAGGUAACCACAACUCACAGAAUCAUCAGGAGAAGAAUCAUCAAGAAGAUCAUUAUGGUCGAUGGUAAACCUGUUGAGACAGAAGAGGUCGUGGAAGAGCCUGAGGAAGUAACUGGGGAAAUGGUUGAGACAACUCCAGGAGACUCGGUCAUCACUGAGACCAUCACAGAACCUGAUGAAGUAACCACAACAACUGUACAUAGAAUCAUCAGGAGGAGAAUCAUCAAGAAGAUUGUGAUGAUUGAUGGUAAACCUGUUGAAACUGAGGAAGUUGUGGAAGAGCCAGAAGAAGUUAGCGAAGAGGAGCUACAAGCCUUACCGAAAGACUCUGUAAUCACUGAGACCAUUACAGAGCCCGAGGAAGUCACAACUGUACGUAGAGUUAUCAGAAAGAGGAUUAUCAAAAAGAUAGUUAUGAUUGAUGGCAAACCUGUUGAGACAGAGGAGGUCGUGGAAGAACCUGAAGACAUCAGUGAAGAAACAGUUAAAGCCUUACCUGCUGAUUCUGUUGUCACUGAGGCUGUUACUGGGCCUGAAGUCACCACAACUCAUAGAAUUGUCAGAAGAAGAGUCAUCAAGAAGAUCAUUAUGAUUGAUGGCAAACCUGUUGAGACAGAAGAGAUUAUUGAGGAACCAGAAGAUAUCAGUGAGAUGAUUCAGGGAACACUACCAACUAAUAUUGAAAAAGAAUUCCCACUCGCUCAGUCUGCUCCACAUGAUGCACCAGAAGACUCAGAAGCUCUAGAAGUGUGGGAAGAAAAGUUCUACCCUGCAGAAGAUCACCAGCCUCUGAGACCGGAGAGUAUCAAAGAGGACAAAGAAGUGGCACCUGCCUUGCCAACAUUACCAAAGGAGCCUCCUAAAACAUAUGAGGGUGCACCAGAUUUCCCCAAGCCAGAAGAAAAGUUCACACUUCCCAUUGAGACUUAUGAAGAACCUGCUGAGUCCCCUGAUGUUACCACACACUUUAGUGAUGCUGUGUAUGAGGUUCCAGCAACACAUGAUGACAAGCCAGAAAUAAUCCCAACUGUCGAAGAAUCUCCUGUGUUGAUGCCUGAAGAAGAAGACUUUGAAUUGGAAGAGCCUCCAGCUGGUGUCGCAUGGAGAGAGGAGUUAGUCACCACUCGUCAAAUAUCUUCAGAAGACUCACCUCGAGAGGAAAGCAGACGCCAUUCUGAGGGUGAUGAAGUUGACUUAGCCACUAGCCUUCCCAAAUCAGAUUCUCAAGUAUCCAUUGUCAUCACACCUGCUGAAGAUCUGUCACCAGAAACAUCAACAGCAGAUAAUGACUAUACAGAUGCUGGAAGAACAACUUCGUAUGAUGAGACUAGCUCAGUUGAUGAGAUGUUCACAGCCGAUGAUGACGUACUUGCAUCAUCAGCCACCUCAGAUAGAAUCACAGAUGAUGAGUUGUCUGAGGAUGCUCCAAGGGAAUUAACAGAAGAGUCUGAAGAAGAACUACCAGAGGAGGAAGUACAUCCAGAGGAAAUUGAGGUAGUUACACCCACAAGGGAGGAUACACCUGAAGAUGUUGAAGUGGUUUCAGUCACAUACGAAGAAGCACCAGAAGAUACAGAAGCUAGCAAAAUCACUUGGGAAGAGCCUCCAGAUGAAAUAGAGGUGGUCACACCCACCGAAGAGAUCCCAGAAGUAGUGACUCCCACUCAGGAAGAACCCAAGGAAAAGGGUUUGACACCCACACUUGAAGAUGAAUCUGAAUUCUUUGCUUCCACCCAAGAAGAGUUCAUAGAGGAAGAUCUUAAAGAGGGUGACAGUUUUGUGUCACCUAUACAUGAAACUGUGUCAGAAGAGAAACCUUCUGAAAUCAUUUUUGUAGCCCCUGUCAAGGAAAAAUCUCCUGAAAAGGUCCAGAUGAAGGUUGAAGAACAUCCAGAUAUACAUAAAAAGGCUGUACCAGAGGCUGAAGUGAUUUCAGUAGCUGAUGAAGCUGCCUCUAUUCCAGCUGCUUCUGAAACCCCAGAAAAGAUACAGGUGACCCAAAAAGAGCCUGAAGAAAGUCAGGCAGGACUUAUUUCUGUAAUCUCUGCACCUCCAAGGACCCCAGAAAGGAUUCAAGUGAUGCCUCUCAUGCACGAAGCACCUGAAGAACUUCAGGAAGCUGAUCUUGCUGAAGAAACCCCAGAAAUGAUCUCUGUGAUCCUAACAUCUCCAAGGUCCCCAGAGAAGGUUCAAGUAGUGACUGAAGUGCGAAAAGAGCCUGAGGUAGUCACAGAAAGACCACAAGAUGAAUCUCCAGAAAAGUAUGUUACUGCAGUUGAGGUGCUUGAUGAAAAGCAAAAGGAGUCUCCAGAAAAACACGCAACAGUGGAAGAAGUUCCCGAAGUAAAGCAGAAAGAAACUGUAGAACAUUCAAAGGUUUCUGAUGCAGAAAAGGUACCAGCUAAAGAUCAGUUUGCAGCAGUUGAAAUAGUGGAGGAGAUCCCCAGCAUUCCAGAGUACACACAGAAAGAAUUUGAGCAGGCAGAGACUACCACAAAACAUGAGCCAGAGGAAGAAGAGGAGACUUACUAUGAGUCACAGACAGACACUAUUAGGGAGAGGACACCAUUAUCCCUGUAUACCACUCACGUGAACAAUCAGUUUGUUACCAGUAUAGAUCUAGACUCCAGGCCUGUUGUUGAGGGUGUUCAUCCAAAGGAUGACUCACAGGGUAUCCGAGAUGAACUGAUUGAUGAACACACAGCUGGGCCACCAGCGGAGCCGCCUAGUGUGCCAUCUGCACCAGUUGAGCCCGUAGAAGAGCUAACAGCUGGUGCUCCUGAUACAAAAGACGAUCUUAGCUUAGUUUCUGCUGAAACAGAAAAACUGUCAAUAAAAUAUCCAACCACAGAAUUAGAAGUUAUGGAAGAAUGGCAAACAAUUUAUGAGCUACUCAAACGAAAACAGAAAUUGAGGGAGGAGUCUGCAGCAAUAGUGGCUCCUUCUGCUCAGCUUUUAUUACCUUCUUCGAAACAGCCUUCUGGUGAUGAACAAAACUCUCGUGUAGAUGAAAAUAUUGUUUUGCUGCAGGAUGCCAUUAAGAAGAAGGAUGUGGUGGUGGUGCAGAAGGUCAUUAUUACCAUUGUGGAAACAGUCACCACCUGGCUCGAGACUAUUGAGUACCGUAUAUACAUCAUCAGAAACACUGAGGACAUCCAUGAACGGGCCCAGCAGUACGAGCACCUUCGAAACGAACUCCACAUUGUCGAGGAGAAGCUUACUAUCUUAGAGGAUGUGACUCAGUCUGCUGUAGAGAUCCUUAGUGAAGAGACAAUCGUAACUAUCCGAGAAACAGUUCGGUACCUCCGGCAACAGGUUAGUCAUGUUGAAAAAGUUCGUCAGGCAGAAGAGAAAGAACAAACACAGGACGAGGAAAGUUAUGCCCAGUACCUGACUGCAGUUGAUAAUGCAGAGAAAGAAGUGUCAGAUCUUAAAUCACAGCUUGUUGUCAUCCAGGACACACAGAUGCAACCAGAAGAGAAAGUCGCCAAGCUUGAGAUGAUUCUGACAAGCAAUGAGGACAUGAGAGACCGCAUAACCGAGUUGUUGCUCAGUUCGCAUGACUUGAGACGAACUCCAGGACGUCAAGUUGGGACUGAGCUGGCGACCAUCCAAACUGAACUGUGCGACAUACACGACAGUGUUGAAAAAGAGUUGGACCGCAUCCUGCGUCUCACCACAACCACCACCGAGUAUGAGGAGACGCUUAUGGAACUCACGCAUCUCAUAGAGAUGGCUGAGAGCAUUCUGGAGGCUCGGGUGGUGGCUCGAGACCUCGACCACCUCACGGACACCAUUGCUAAGCACAAGAAGCUCUUCCUGUCCCUGCGGCAGUGCCAGAAGGUGCUGGAAUCGCUGGACACGUGCUUGGAACCCAGCUCGCGCGUACACUACCAGCAAUUGUACUCUCGCUCUUACCUGAGGGCCUCAGUGCUCCUCGACAAGGCCACGCAGCGGAACCAUCAGCUCUCCCUGCUUGAGGCGGAGUGGCUACGUCUCCUGAGUCAGCUGACGGAGGAGGAAGCGUGGACCGUCACCGCAACGGAGCAGGUGACGCAGCUGCACACUGUUGCCGCUGACACGUACCAGGACAACACCAGCGCCUGCAAGGAAUGCCAGGACCUCCUGGUGGAGAGCGUGACGCACGAGGCGCACACGGGACAUCUGGUGGAGAUGGUGCGCAAGGUGAGCGACGCCAUCACGUGCACGCCCCUGGAGAGCCGGGUGACGGCGCACCACCAGCGGACCACGGCGCUGCGCCAGGACGUCGGCCGCCUGCUGGAGCGCCUCGAGGAACUGCACGUCCACUGGUCGGCCUACCAGACGCAGAUGGACAAGCUGCAGGAGUGGUGCUCGCAGGCCAAGACGUCCCUGCAUGAGAUCGACCUCACGCCGCAGGACCAGGAGAAGCUGAGGGAGCAGUUCAACCAGAUCUGGAAUCUCAAGGCCCAGUUUGAUAGUCAAAGUGUAUUGCUGAACGAAUGCAUGAACCACUUUGACAAGUCAGUGGGUCUUGUCAACAUGACGGAUGAAACCCAUCAGAGGCACUUCCUGUCGCAGUUCAAGGCCGAGUGGCGUGAGCUUGAGGAGCUCCUGCAGCAGAAGGAGCAGGAGCUACACAGGAUCCAGAUCCAGGUAGUUCCAGUGCCUCAGCUGCUGUCGGAGACCCAAGACACGCUAUCGGGGGUGGAGGUGGCCCUUCAGAGCAUCGACACUCACGUCACCUCCAUCCAGCAGCUCCGAGACAUAUCGGAGCAGUACAAGGUGCUGCGCAUCAAGAUCCUCAACAGCAAGGAGAACCUCGAACACCUGACCCAAGUCUCAACCUCCGAGGAAGAGCAGGACGAGGAGCUGCUCGAUACGUUGGGCCGCCUCUCACUCACGUGCCAGGAGCUCAUCUGCACCAUUCAGCAGCGCAUCGCCUCCCUGGAGUAUGUGCUGGACCACGUGCAGAAGGCCGUGAGCCGCGUGGAACGCAUCUCCCUCACCAUGAUGCACCUGGAGAGCACUCUCGAGCGCUGCCAGGCCGUCGAUAAGGAGGGCGAACAGAUCCUCAAGGCCGCCUUGCACUCGUGUAAGACCAUCUUCGAGGGUCUCGCUCGUGCCGAGGAGGACAUCAACAAAGUGAGGCAGUCCCUGGAGACCCUCCGCAAGGACCCGCACCACCCGUGCCACCUGGCCGAGCUAGAGGCCCAGAUCGAGACCCUUCAGGCCAGACUCAAGUCCAUCUCCGAGACCAUCAAGGAGACCCGCAGCAACCUCAAGAGCCGCCUGGAUGUGUGGCAGAAGUUCAUGUCGUCGUCCGACGCCGUGGACAGCUUCCUGCAGGAGGUUGAGUACCUGAUGGAAGGGGCGCCUGACCUGGCCUCCGUCAACCAGGACGCCCUCAAGAGUCACGUGGAGGAGCUGCAGAGACUUCAGGGCUCCAUGGCCAGCAACGAGAGCCUGUUGGAGAUGCUAAGGACGCAGGCCGUCCAGGUGGAGAAGAAGGACGUCGUGGAGACGCAGCUCACCCGCUGGAGCAACGUGUCACAACGCCUUGUUUCGGUUAUCUUACGCUACGAGACCGCCUUGGAGCUGUGGACCAGGUUCCUCACGGUGCAGGAGGAGGUCAAGGUGUGGGUCGAGUCCAAACUCACCCUCAUCGUCUCCCUUCAGUCCCGUGGCAUCGGAACCGAAGAACGAGGCCAGAUUCAGGUGCUGGUGGGAGAGGCGGCGUGGUCGGGCGAGCGCGUGACGGAGCUGCGGCAGCUGGCACGACAGAUCCAGCUGCACGUGGCAGAGGACGCCGCUCGCGACACCCCGCUCGUGGCUGAGGUCGAGCGCCUCGGCUUCAGAAUCACCAACCUGACGGAGGCCAUCACGCAGCUCAGCAACAACCUAAGCCUGCAGGCGGACCAAGAGCAGCAGCAGAAGCAGGAGCAGGCCCUCAAGCAGCUAGAGGAGGGCAUCAACGGUGCAAACACACUGCUGGCGCUGCCUGAACCGCCCGUCGAUGAGGCUGCCGUGCGCGCCACCCAGCUGAAGGACCAGCUGGUCGCGCUGGGCACGUCGGGCGGGCCCAUGCUGGAGGCAGGGCCCACACAGGUGGUCAAAGCCUGGCAGACGGCCGUGCGCGACACGCACACGCGCUACGAACAGGUGGUGGCGGGUCUUGGGGGCGACGACGAGCAGCUGGCGGCCGCGCUCACCACCUGGCGCCAGUACGUGGAGAGUGUGGAGGCCGAGAUGUCGGCGCCGGCGCCGGCCUCGCGCGAGGGCCUGCACGAGGCCUCCCGCUUGUGCCAGGUGCACCGCUCUAUCCUCACCACGCAGACCAACGUGCUCACCACGCUGCAGGAUCAGGCGCAGCAGGAGGACGCGCCACCCAGGAUCAAGGAUCUACAGGGCCGCCUGCGAGAGCUCAUCCUGCGCCACAAGACUGUCCUGACCACCGUAACGGAACGCGAGCAGGUGCUCCUGAGGACCAUCACCACCUGGGAGACGUACCGGGUCAAGGUGGCUCAGCUGCAGACCUGGAUCCUCGCCCUCGAGCAGGAAAAGCAGGGCCUGCAGCUGCGCCAGGUUGCCCGGCGACGUCUCGACAAGGUCAUCAGUCGCCUGCAGUCUUUGCUUGAGCAGCUGACCCGUGGCGAGGAGCAGGUAGAGGACGUGGCCAAGCUGUGCCAGCAGCUGGUGGCGUCCUGCGACCCCAGCAUCCACUCGAUCCUCAAGGCCGAGCUGGCAUCCUUGCAGCAGCGCGUCACCAACAUGCGAGCUGGCGUGGAAACCUGGCUCGGCUACCUGAGCCGCAGCUCGGACCUGUGGCGGCGCUACGAGGAGAACUAUGCCAAACUGCACACCAUCUUGAGUGAGAUGCAGGCUGGCCUGUCGGCCGAUCUGCCCUCGGACUUCAGCAGUGUGCAGGAAACCAUCAAGAAAUACAACGAGACAACAGCAUCCCUCGAGGCCCUCAGUGGCGACCUGUCGCUGCUCAGGACCACGAGAGAGGAAAUGGUGGAUUCCCUGACCCCGUCUGACCUCCGCCUGGUCACCCAGCGCAUGUGGAGGGUGACGCAGCUGCAGGCCGAGCUACUCCACCAGUACAGGCUGAGGAUCAGCACCCUGGAGGACAAGCUGGAGCUGUGGCAGCUGUACGACACCCGGUACCAGCAGUUCCUCGCAUGGGCCAAGGACAUGGAGGCCAAGAUCGACGGCGGUUCCGAGCAGUACAUCGACACCCUUAUCAGAAAGCUUGAACACGACUACCAGGAGGACAUAAACACGAAGAGCAUCGAGAAGUUGUGGUUGAUCUCGGAGGGCGAGGAGCUCCUCUCCUGCAGCACCGAGGACCAGGCCUCAGACCUCAAGAACAAGAUGCAGAACAUCGAGGCCACCUGGAAGCACAUUCAUGACAAGUGCACCAAUAGGAAGCAGAAGCUGCAGGACAUCGUCACGACCAUCAACAAGGCUGAAGUCACUCUCGCCGAGUUGAAGGAGUGGCUCUUCCUAAUCGAGAAGAAGCUCUCAAGUCCCGUGGUGUUCCAGAACAGCUCCAAGAAGGAAAUCGACCGCCUACUCGAGGCGGAGGAGGAGGUGCGCAAGGAGAUUGAGAAGCAGAGCGGAACGAUAUCCUCCGUCCUGAAUCUCUGCGAUAUGGUCAUUCGCGACUGCACCGAGUUUGACGCCAAUGGCGACACCGACUCGCUGCAGGAAGCCCACCAUAAUCUGGAGAGAAGAUGGGGCGAUAUUUGUAGCCGAUCUGCUGAGAGGAAAGUAUUCAUUCAGAAGACUUGGAAAAUGUGGCAGGAGCUGAUAGCUGUGAACACCGCCUUUGAGACGUGGCUGACCAGCAUGGAGUCAAGGAUGAGCAGCAUCACUGCCUCCUCGACGAUAGUGACCUACGCCAGCCUGGAGGAGCGAAUCGCCCAGGUACACGAGCUGCAGCCGCUCAUCCACGACCAGACGCUGCAGUACGAACAGCUCAACCAAAAGUACCGUGUCUUGGCGCGCCCUUACGGCAGGGAGAACAGGCUUGACCAGCAGAACGAGAUCCGCACGAAGGUCAAGACCUCGAAUGCCAGGUUCCAUACUCUCAACUACCACAUCACCGUCAUCCUGCGGCGGUUGAGGUACAGCGGCAGGAUCUACGAAGAGUUCAUCAGCACGAGAGAGAGCCUCCUGGGCUGGCUGAACGACUUCGACCUCAAGGUGUCCGAAUACGACAACCAGAUGCACUCUGACCUCGAACAAAAGAAGAAGUCCCUGCUGGAGCUCGUGGCCGAGUACGAGAGGCAUGAGGAGGACCUCAGGAACUUCGAUGCCAUGAUCUCGUACCUCUACCAGCGAAGUUGCUACACAGACUGUCUGAUGAUCGAGGAGAGCCUCGAGGAGUACUGGAUCAUCAGGAAACACCUACACAGACGCCUCUUGAGCCUGCAGGACGCUAUCGACGUGGAGAUUACCACCCAGAUCACCAACGCCACUGCGACCAGGCUGUCCGAGGAGCGCCCGGUCGGGGACCAGCAGGAGCUUGAAGGCGAGGACGAUUACCGGGUUCCUCUGGCCGCUGACACCGAUCUGGAGACGACCUUCACCACCACGGACGUCUCGCUCAUCGGAGCCGUCGGCGGAAGGUCUCUGGCGGUGGAGAUGAAGGCGGCGCUGGAGGAGAGCAAGAGACUGCUGAGGCAGUUGGAGGAAGCGCUCAAGUGCCCCACCCCGCAGGGAGCUGAGGUCGACAAGACGUAUUACUCCUUCUCCAAGCAAUUGGCCGGAUGCCGGUCUUCCGUGGACCUCCUGAGUUCCCUGAAGCAGCACACGGGCGACGACGCCGAAGCCAGGGAACUGCACCCGGAGAUCGAGGUCGUCCUGGAGGAGUUCACCCAACUCGAACUCCUCUCCCAGGCCAAGCAACAGAGGCUGAAGGAGAAUAGCGAGACGUCUUCCCUGACGUGCCCGCUGUGUUGCAGACGCAAUUGGCAGCAGUUCGAGAACGACAUGUGGCGCCUAGAACAAUGGCUCACCCACGCCGAAGCCACGCAGACCACGCAGCACAGCCCGCCCACGCCCAUGGAGCAGCUAGAGGAGGUCGCUCAGGACCACAGGGAGUUCCUGAUGGACCUGGACGGCCACAAGUCGGUCAUCAUGUCGCUGAACAUCAUCGGCAAGCACCUGGCCGAGCACACCCGCGACGAGCGCCGUGCCACGCGCGUGCGGGACCGCCUCACCGCGGCCAACCAGCGUUGGGAGGCCGUGUGCGCUGCGGCGUCCGUGUGGCAGGCGAAGCUGCAGACGGCGCUCAUGGGCAACGCCGAGUUCCAUUCCACCAUCUCGGACCUGCUGGCCUGGACGGACACCACGGAGGAGAGCCUGCACAAGAUGGCGGCGGAGGAGGAGACGGAGGAGGCCGCCCUGCGCGAGCGCGCUGGCCGCGUUCUGGACGUGCGGGCUGAGGUCGAGCGGUGCGAGCCGCGCGUCGCGUCCCUGCACGAGGCGGCGCAGCACCUGCUCACCACGCAGCAGGACGACCAGUGCGCGGCCGUGCGCGAGCGCCUGGCGCUCCUCUCGCGCCGCCUGCAGCUGCUGCUCCAGCUGUGCUCGCAACAGCUUACCCAGCUGUCGCAGCUCCUGGGCCAGGACUUUACCAGCUCGCUGGCGUCCCUGGCGUCGUCGGGGCUGUACGAGUCUGCCGAGUUCUCUUUCUCGCGGCCAACUUCACCCAGCUCCCUGACUGCCAGCUUCCAUUCCGAUGUGCAUGACGGCUACGGCGCGGAGGGCGGCGACGAAGGCGUAGUGAGACGCUCCUACAGGUUCUUCGGGCGUGUGAUGCGAGCUGCCCUCCCCAUCCAGGCCCUGAUGUUGCUCAUGCUCGGGGUGGCGUCGCUCGUGCCCACCUCUGAGGACGACUACGCCUGCAACAUGGCCAACAACUUCGCCCGGAGCCUCGACCCGAUGCUCAGGUACCCCAACGGGCCUCCGCCUUUCUAAGGUCGCCUGUCCGAUGUCGUCCUUCGAAGGUCCCGUCUCUCACCUCUCUUCGGAUGCUCGUCCUCCUACUCCUACUCCUCCUCGACUCCUCCGAGGGCGCGGGGCGUUCUCGUCUUCCUCCUGCGGGAUCCGACUCUUCGUGGUGGAUGCGCAACCUCUCGACCCCAAACCAAAACGCGACUCACACACAAACUCCUGAUGUUGAUUACCGAAAUGUUUUAAAAUAUUCGAUUGUGUUUUAUCGUAGAUAAAACGUACCUGUUUUAAGUGAAGAAAAAACUGCGUAAAUAUAUAUAUAGGUAAAUAUAUGAAUAAAUAAAUAUAUAUAUAUAUAUAUAUUCUAAUGUUCAGCUAACAGAUGCAACAUGAUUAGUUUAGUGAAACUGGAAGAGAAAAAAAUGUUUAUGUUGUUUGUUUGUUUUCCGUUUAGGUUUAUUCAGUUUUGUGAAUUGAAAGCACAUGGCAAAGUUGUUGAUUUUUUUACUGAUUGAAAUAUAUAUAUAUGAUAUUUUAAUGGUGAUGUAAUGGUUCAAAAAGUUCCUUAUGUAAGUGCCCGCCGUUCUCAAUUGGUGAUGAAGGAUCCUGUCAACAAAGCUUCAUCUCUUUUAUUUUUUGAAUAAUAUUUUUUUCGCCCAGGUUAAGGAUGUAAACGCUGUUUGUUGUUAUAUAUAGUCAAGGAAAUGCUUAAUGUAGUAAAAUUACCUUUUAUCCCCUUGGCUGUGACUGAUAUGUCUUCAACUUGUUAGAAAAGGAACUCUGCUUUUUACGAUUUCUCUUUUUUAUCUCGCUCGCUCUUCACACUUUCGUCUUGUUUCUCUCUUUCCCCUUUUCCUAUAUAAAUGGACAUAUAUAAGCGUGUGUGUGUCUAGAGGUGUUGGACAAUCUCGUGUGAAAAUGAACACACACACACACAAGAUGAUAUUGAUAUGAAUAUAUGAACGCACGUCUGAAGAUCUGUCAGCCACACACACACUACAAUGACGUUUAUUAUACCUGACUACCCAAGUACGGACAAAAAAAACCUGGUGCUACCAUCUAUCUAUACUGUAUAUGGUGAUUUUUGGAAAGGCUUAUUGUGGUACUGGUGUUUAGGUGCUAUAUGAAUUUUUACAAUGACCUGAAAGAAAGAAAGAGGACUUUUUAUUUACUGAAGAAGAAAAAAAAUAUAUGAAAAUGAUUUUUUUUACAGAGAGAAGGUAUUAUUGUGUGUUUAUUUGGAUCUUUUCCUUUUGGUUCUCUCGAUUUGACUUUGAAUUGUGAAUUCGAUGGACUCAGGUUGAAGAGUUGGUUUUUAUUAGUAAUUUUAAGAGAGAUUAAUUAGAGAAAACAUAUGAAUGAAGUGAUAAUAUCUUAUAGGAGUCAUUAAAGUCAUCUUGAGGCUGUACUCUGUUAACUGUAGGUGAUAUUUAUUUAUUUUUCCUUUUUUUUUUUUUUUUUUUUAUUAUUUACAUCCCUCUAGAUCACAGUUAACUGCCGACGAUGACUAAGGGUUUGUCUCGUGUUAGACUACCCCCCCCCCCAAACUUAUUUAGGUGUAUAAAUCUUUUAUCAGUCAUUUGUGAUAAGUGUUCAUGCUCCUCGCCCAAUGUUGGAGCUCAUCUGCUGUAAGGUUUAUGGUUUAGGCAUAUUUGAUAUUUGGAAUUUGAUCUUUUUUUAGGUAUAUUGUAAUUCACGAGGAUAGAAGUGAUUAUUUUCAUCAAAUGUACUUAGCAAUGAUUUUUAUUUCUUACAUGGCUGAGAUAUGUUACCCUUCCUUUUUUAUCUCCCUUUCCUCUCCCUCUUUCAUCCUUUUUCCUUGUAAAUACACCUUUUCCUCUUUUUAUUGUUAGCUCUUAACUUACUCUUUUUUAAUUUCCCUUCAUCCUUUUUUUAACCAAAUUUUCUCCCCUUGUCCCAUUUUUUUCUUUCUCACUCACUCUAUGUCCGUCUUUCUCCCCUUUCUCCUUUUUGUAAAUUCACGGCAUUGCUGAAAGCCAGUCAUAGUAAGGGAAACCAAUAAUGCAGUAUGGAAUGGACGGUUAACGUGGAACUUAACCCUCUGUUUAUCAGGAGACGAUGGUUAGUUUGACAGCCCCACCAAAAAAAAACGCAGGACAUAAAAAAUAUAUAUAAGAAAAAUAAGAAAAAAAUGUAUUUAAAACAUCACUAUCCCUCCAUAGGCUCUGUUGCCUACUGGGUUUCUUGUCGCGUCCCUGGCUUUGUCGCGGAAGUACAGGGGCGAGUCGGUAUAUGAUCUAGAAAAAAAUGUUAGGACUGUUGGCUCCAUCUCUCUGACACUGUAUAUUGUGUUUCUGUACAAUGACUGGUGGGACGCCGUGUUAUAAAAGCAACUUUCAGAUGAUGCACUUGUCAAAGAAACUAUCCCCUCGUGUAUUAAAUUUUUGUCAGUAAUGUUCUUGUUUUUAUUAUUCUAUUAUUGUUUCUUCUUCUUCUAGUAUAGGGUCUAUAAGCUUAUUCGCUUUGGAUGCUUCUUGAUGCAGAUAAUAAUCAUUUUUGUUAUGGCUGGCCAAAGAAAGAAUGUGUUUGUUUGUUCUCUCUCGUUUUUUUUUCCUUUUUUUAUUUUAAAUACGUGGCGAUAUGAUAAGGUCAUAAAGUUGAACUAUAGUGCCUGAACUAGAAUGUCCCUAGUUUGUGCAGGCUGUGAAGUUUGUGCCAUAGAUACGUGACCAGCCAAUAGGAAAAAAGAGCGCGAAUGCCUAGCCAAUCAAAAACAAAACAUAAAUGAAUAUUUCAAAAAAUAUGUUACAAAAAAUUCAUAAUCUUUCACACUAAAAAGUAAAAAAAAAAUAAUGCUUUGCCCAGCCAUUGGCUAAUCAAAACUGCUUCAACACCCAACCAAUAGCAGCGUCGGACUUCCAUCCAGUAGCAUCGCUUUCUUUCGCCAGUGUUGUAGCAGAGCACGCGCUAAGGGCGGUCGUUUAUACCAUGGUGUGAGUUCUAUUCAUACAAAUAUACGUGUUCUUAUAAA